Owenia fusiformis is the source of this 3230-nucleotide messenger RNA. The record is from the annotation of a GenBank genome assembly. Lineage: Eukaryota; Metazoa; Annelida; Polychaeta; Sabellida; Oweniidae.
AAAAAUGUAGGUCACUUAAUGUUUUUCUCUUACUUUAGGUUGUUAAAUGACUUCAAAUGAUAUUUUUUAAAUCGCAAAACAUAAAUAGGUUUCAACAAAUAAUUUCAUAUGAGAUUACAUAGAGGUGAUCCCAAACUUUUGAAGCGAGUAUAGAAUGCUAAGCAACAUUCUGAUUUGAUUGUGCUUCAACAUUGAGGCGAUCGUAGAAAUGCGGGGUUUUUAACUCUGCUAAAAAUUGACUUCGCUAUUCAGAUGAUUCACAAUGACUCUGUUUGGAAAUCUCUAUCAGAAAUAAACAUAAAUUGUAACUGAAAUAAUAAUAUGGUUUAAGGUAAACAUUCACAUUUGUAAGUAUAGAUUGACAUAGUCGAGGUGUUGAAUAAUACCAAUACAAAAUCGAAUAAUGUUCGUGCAAAUGUCAAUAGCCUGUUCAAUUACGAGAACACAUUUCGUCGAUUAAUUCGUUAUUCAAAGUUAUUAGAGAUCAGCGAUCUAUGGAAUCGAACAACCAAAUGUUUACAAGGAUUAUUUUACUCUUUAGGCAUGUAAGAAACGAGAACACGAAUUUGACACUAGAACAGCUAUUGAAUUCAUGAAAACAAACCUGUAUCCAACAGGUAUCCAUCUAAGCUUGAUUGUUUAUUAUACAAACUCAAUUGUAUCCAAGUAUUAUAGCUAUACAUAUUGGCAUUGGAAUGUGAUGUGCAUGGAUCAAAAUCUGAUAGAUCGAUACUGUCCAUUUGGAGGUCAAGUCGAGAGCAUGCGACAAUGCCUAUAACAAUGCAAUUAUACUUUAAGUUUUUAUCUCAAGGACAUAAAAACUGCAACUUUAUCUUUUCAAGUACAAUCUAAACAUUUACAGAUCAUUUUUUAUCGCAUUCAAAACAUCAUACAAAUGUAAUAAAAAAAAGUCAAAGAAAAAGAAAUAGAGGAAACAAACAAAGCUGUCCUGAGUGUAUAGAAACAAGGGACAAUAGGACAAAAGUCAAUAGAAACCGCAUACAAUGCUGAAACGCGAUACUAAAGAGAUCGAGAGGGACAGAAAUGAUAGAAACUCACCCAAACAUUUCGACCUUGAUUCUGUUAGCUGUGUAUCAGAUUCCGUUAUCGACCGAAGGAAAUAUGCUGAGUAUUUACCUAACACGAUCUUUAAUGAAUAUGAAGGUGAAGACAUUGAUAGAACUGUUGAACAUUUAGAUAUACGUAAUCGAAGAUACAUUAAGAGUGCACAUGGAACACUUAAAACGGAAAAAUCACUGCCAAAAUGGCCCUUAAAGUUUCCGAUGCCUUUAGAAACGUUAAGAGUCGAGGAAUCUAAAAGGAUUAAUGGUAUAAACAAUAGGCGUGAUCGACCGGUACUGUAUAAUUCAAAUAGCGAUCAUCUCACGUCGGGAGGCACUGCUACACACUGUCAAUCCAGCACAAAAGAACGUAUCAAUGAAGACGUAGGCAGAGAUAAACUAACCACACACACCCUACUUAACAUCAAACCUGCAAAGGUCCAUAAAGAAUGGGGACACACUUACGAUGAACAACUGAAAGACAUCGCCAUGGAUGAAGCAUUCAGGAAUACUUUUCAUAACGGAUUUGAUGCAACAGACCCUGAUAAACUAAGCAUGACUAAAAUUGUAAAUUUCCUUUCUGGAAUUAAACCCAGAGAUCAAGAAAGAGAAUAUGCUUCACGGAGACUGGAUAUAUGGCAAAAGGAUAACCUAAAAGGUAUAGCACCAACACCAGUUGAGAUGUCAUUGCGUGUCGCACGAAGGAACAGACAUCCCGACAGGGUGACAUCCAACCUUCCUGUUGGAAAUGGAAACCUUUCCUCGACCUCUUCUACAUCCUCGUUAACACUACCACAGUGUAGAGGUGCACAGCUGACUUCUAAAAUAAAGCACAAUUCCAUGCGAGGAAAUAUCAAACUACCUUUGGACGCUUGUAUCCGAAAAUACGCGGCCUCUUAUGAAUCCAAGAAAAGAAAUCAAAGUAAUAAAGAAGCGUCAUUCAUUCAAUUUACAGGGAAAGACAAUGCACAAUGCGAUUGCCCAAAGACACACGUCUGCCAUUGCAAAAAUGGCCCUGCGGUUCAUGUAUUGCGCACAACUUUGAGAAGCCAUCCUGAUUUGAAUAGGUCAGCGACAUUCCAUAGUUUCCCCACGUAUCCCGCCUCAGACCCAGGGCGUAAUAGUUUGCACAGGGAAACGAGCAAUAUGAAACGUGCUGACACGUUCCCGAGUGGGCUUUCAAAUAUUGACAUUGACCGUAAAUCAAAGACUAAUCCCGGUAAUAAAACUGAUGAAAGUCACCAAAAGCGACUGGUCGUGACUCUACCCAGCAUUGAGAAAAAUAUCGACAACUCUGAAACUUCUAAUAUUAAACUUUCUCUCAGGAAUGACGCAUACCCUUCCAAGAGUUACCUAAGUGAUAUUGAGUGUCCAAGUCAACGAGAAAUGACGGGGAACUCCAAAGAAAAGUUAAGCCCAGAAGAGAGACUAAAAAAGAAUGAACGCAAUAAAACCAUAGCAUUAAGAAAUGUUUGCACGAGGUACUCAAAGAGUAAAUCCGAGCCAUGUCUUGUGACAUCUUAUAAGAAAGAAGUGAGUUGGUAUGACCAGUCACUUAUGGAGAAACACUAAAAUUAUAUAGCAUGAUUAAUGUAAACAGGUCCCCUUACACACAGUGAAUAAUAAUAGACAGGUUGAGUUCCAUGCAUUCGUAAGAAUUUGAACGUGAACGUGUAAUCUCUCAAUUGGUUCAAAUAAGGACCUCAUUACAACUUCUUUCGUCACACAUUCAUACUCACUAGGACAAAUAAAGGCCAGUUAAAGGUGGAGUGAAAAUAGUCCGUUCUCUAAGACAAUCAUUUUAAACGAUUCACGUCGGUAUUGUACAGUUUUUCAAAACAGUGAUAACUUAACCUCCCUAACAAACGUUAUGAUUAAUUAAACAUAAUGGUCUAGAUUAAACGGUUUACUCACGUUUAUGAUAACAAUAAAUUUGUUCAUUAUAUACUUGUAUGUUUUCACCAACUGGAGAGAUAAUAGUAUUUCACCAUCAUGAUAAACCAUGACAUUUCAUUUCUUCUCAGCGUUGAAAUAUUUCGGGUAAAACAGAAAGAUGCUAUGAGUAUCAGAAUGGUAUUUCACACCAUUACACCAAUGCGUCUUUGCCACACAUGAACUGACUCCUUUAACCGUCAUAUUUAUGGGGACAUAUACAUCAUAAUAUCAGAG